This is a messenger RNA of Corticium candelabrum, 3357 nucleotides long. Its product is annotated as kelch domain-containing protein 2-like. The transcript is spliced from 6 exons. Lineage: Eukaryota; Metazoa; Porifera; Homoscleromorpha; Homosclerophorida; Plakinidae. The record is from RefSeq and is a predicted model, not a curated record. Gene Ontology annotation, molecular function: protein binding. Bases 1815 to 2780 code for a protein of 321 amino acids.
UUCAGGUCCUGCCCAACAGGAGACUGACAACUUUCAAGAAGUAGUCAUUCGUCGUAGAAUUCACCGGUUCUACACAGACAGAGCACUCCCAACGAUAGAUAAAAUGAUUUUUUGCUCUACAACAAGACAUAGAUUACUCAUACAGCAAACAAACACUUCUCAAAACAGUCGAGAAAAUGUGCUUCAUAUAUACAACACGCAACAAGAAAACAGCGUUGUACGAACAACACAGAAUUAUUGCUGCUCGUCAUCACUAUCUCAGACAAAUAAAGAAGUACAGAGAUGAGGGAAGACCAAUAGUGUAUCUAGACGAGACAUGGCUCAACGCGCACCAUACCUUAGAACGAUGCUGGACUGACUACGACGGCAAAGGAGGUUUGAGAGUCCCAUCAGGAAAAGGUGGAAGACUAAUUAUUCUCCAUGCAGGGUGGGAAGAGGGUUGGAUUUCUAAUGUUGACCUCGUUUUCAGAGAAAAGAAAGGCACCGGUUACUACCUUCAGGAAAUGAACACGGCCCACUUUAUGAAGUGGUUCAGAGAGAGGUUAAUUUCAAACCUUCCAGCAACUUCUGUUAUUGUUCUUGACAUGCCAAGUAUCUUAAUAACGUUGUUGAGAAAAUCCCAACAAAAAGCAGCACAAAAAGGACAUGAUCCAGUAUCUGGAGUCGCAUGAAAUCCCAUACGACAAGACACUGUUAAAAGCAGAGAUAUUCAUGCUAAUAAAAGCAAGAAACCCGGCUUCGCAGUACCUAACUGACGUCUUCGCUAAUCAGCACAGUCAUGACGUUCUGAGAUUGCCUGUCGAUCACUGUGAGUUGAAUCCGAUCAAGAUGGUCACAAGUCAAGGGCUAUGCGGCAUCUCAUAACAAGGAUUUCACCAUGGCGGGAAUUGAGCAGCUUGCGAGAGAAGGCAUUACGCAGGUUACAGCUGAGAAAUGGGCCAACUGUGUCAAGCACGUCAUUCAAAAGUAGAAAAGCACUAUCGAGAGACCGACGGGAUAGUUGAAGAAGCGGUCGACCGUGCUCUCAUUGAAGUAAGGCGUGAAGAAGAAGAGACUUCGGAAAGCGAAGAACUGUAGAACCGGCGAAGCAAAAACUGGCGAUAGUUGAUGGGCGUGUCCGAGCUGCCAUGUGAACAGGCCGAAUCUAGCACCUUGUGUUACCGUGUGACUAUUCUUUACAUUCAUGCCAAUUAGAUACAAGAAAUCUUCGGCUGGUUUCCCUCCGCCAGUGUCCCAUAUUGGAGAGCGUCCGAUUGACUCUACUAGCGUGCGUUACAUUAAAUCAAAAUUGUACACGUGUACAAUGUAAGAAUUACGAAAAUUCGUACACAGUGCUAGCAAGACAAACUAUAUCCACAGCAGUACGAAAUCAUUUUGCUGCCUCUGUGUCUUUGUCACGAACUGAUGCAGCUGGAAAAGCAGUUGACUGGUUAUAGAACCGUACCACAAUUGGCCCCUACUAAGCAGCCUACGGUCACUCUAGAUAAAAUGUCAUCGUGAAAACGAGCUACAAGUAGAAGGAAACGAAGAGCUCUAACACACGACAGUGGCAGUGCAACAGUCCAAAAUACUACACUUGCGAGCAGAUGUCAUGGGUACACGUACACCAGGUUAAACUCUGUGAGUUGUAUUCUGUUGAAUGAGCCUAGCAAUGCACGUAAACUAUGAUGCCCUUUUCCUUGCCGCCGAUGAACCACGAGUCGCUGCAAUUCUUUGUGUUCAGAGCUUUCACCCCUAGCGCGCGUUAGCUCCCAAUCAUUUGUCACUCGUCACCACACGUACGCUCCCGAAGUGCCAAUGACACGGUGAAAGCAAUGGGAAACGCCGACAGCGCACCCGAGGGUCGCUUUGGCCACGAGGCGGCACUCGACGGCGACAACCUCUUCGUCUGGGGCGGCGUGCAAUCUCACAACGCUCAACGAUCGACCGUAAAAUUCGCCGACCGACGCGACGUCUGGUGCUUCGAUACCAACGCAUGCCGCUGGAACAAAAAGCGAGCCAAGGCGGAGACAAAGUCCGACGUCCCGCCCCCUUGCGUCGACGCGCGUUGCGCCGUCGUCGACGGCACAGUUUACUCGUUCGGCGGCUGCAGCGACGUCAAGUCGUGGAGCUGUCUCAACGACGUCUACGCAUUGGAUCUCGACGAGCUGCGAUGGACGAGAGUGGCGGUGGAAGGCGACAGACCGACGCGGCGGACGGCGUGCGGCAUGUGUAGCGUGCAGGGCGGGAUACUGGUGGUCGGAGGGUACGGGAGGCGGAUCGAGGGCAGGCUGGCGGUCGGAGCUCGCUUUAUAGAGAAUCCGGACUACCCGCAGAACGGAUGGAGCAACGAAGUGCUCAUGUUUUCGCCUCUCAGUUGUUCAUGGAGGCCACUGCAUACCAAAACCUCAACUCCACUACCUCGAGCUCAUCACAGCUUGACAGCAUGCCAGCAGCACACUGUCGUUCUAUUCGGUGGUCGUUCUCAGAUUGGGAGACUAAGCGACUUACACAUACUAAACAUGCUGACUGAGGAAUGGGUCGAAGUACUAUUGGGACCGUCGAAGCCGGAGCCAAGAGCUGCUCACACUGCUUCUUAUCUCUCGUCCGACUACAUUCUUGUCUUGGGAGGAUGGAAUCAGUAUGAACAUGUUGCCAGACACAACUAUACGUUGGAUAUAAAAAGUGGCAAUGUGCAAAAGGUCACUUUUGUUGGUCAGAGUACUGAUAGGUCUAAUCAUUCAAUCUGCUGCCAGCAAUGCCAGGAUGGUGCAAUGUCUGUUACUGUGUUUGGAGGGUGAGGCCUAUCUUUUGGUAUUAAUAUUGCGGUAAUGGAAGAGACACGUGUCAAUGUGGAGGAUGAUGCUAAUGACCAUGUUGACGAUGUUGCCGUUGAUGAAGACUUUGACUCAAGUCAGCCGAAAGCCAGAAGAAGGAAAUCCUACACUGUAGGAUUCAAGUUGGCGGCCGUGGACAAGUUUGAUCAGCUUGGCGGCAUGUUCUUGAAGACUUAGUAGUAGUUAGUAGUACUGCUUAAGAAAGAUAUUAGAUUUUGUUGGAUGUGCAACUUGAGGAGAUUGUAACAUUCCCUCAUUUACAACGGCAUGCUGUUGUACCUCGAGGUAUAAUGGCACCCUGGUAAAAUUCAUUCCAUAAUGGCAUGCCGUUCUAUGCAAGGUAAUACGGUAUGUGUGUUUGUUGAUGUCAAUAAUUACAAGAAAUUUGUGAAAUCAUAACAAUGAAUGCCCAAAAUUUAAAAUGUCAAGUAAAACCUCUUUUGCUAGAGCACGAUGUCCGACCAAAACUUUUGCCUUAUAUACCACUCUGUAAUGAUUUAAUAAUACACACAAUGUACUGCAAGCUCUUGGUGUUUUGACU